AUGGAGCGAUUAGAAGUCCCAGUGCAGGAAGAUGAGUUUCGCGACCCUCGGUUGGAACGUCCCUUCGAAGAGGUGGAAGUGCCGCCACAGCGUCGGGAAAGCGAUCAGACCAUGGUAUCGGCAUUGACGUAUGAAUCGAAUUCUCUCUUUGUACCGUCCAUGUAUCCUUCCUUGUCCAACUUGAGAGAUCCUUCCUUGUCCAACCUGAGAGAAGUUGAGGAAGAGCAAGAAGACGAUGUCGUGACAAACGCCAGUAGCAAUGGCAGGACAACCGUCCCAACCGACAAUCGUGACCACAACGACAGUUGGGUGAGUUUCACGUCGAGGACGUCGUUCAAGGAACAAUCCGAUGAAGCCCUAAAGGCAUCUAUUCGCAGAAGUUUCAACAGCAGUGGAUUCUCUAUCUCCAGCAGCAGUUUGAACAAUAGCCGGUCCAGUGGAAUAUUCAAGGAACGAUCGAGUGGUAUAUUCAAGGAAAAAUCGGAUUGUAGCCUUCAACUCAAACUGAGCAACAGCUGGGACAGUGACACUUUCGAAAAGAUAAUUGACAGAAUUGAGGAGGAAAACGACGACGACAAUAAGGGCGAUUCGACUGAUCAUGGUAAAGAGGAAUACGACGCGGCCGUAAUUGCCAGCUUGAUCUCGUCUCAAAUCGAACAAGAAAAAAUCCAUCGAACAGACGACAGAAGGGAACCGCACACUGGGUUGGUAGCAAACAGUGACCACAGAGGCAGACUCUCCAACAACACGUCAGGCACCCCUGUUUCCCUUUUAGAAGAAAAGCAAGCCGUUGCGAACCAUCGGUCCUCGAAGCACUCCAAUGAAAGCUCCGACAUGCUGGCUGAAAAGCAGGCCAUCGCAAAUCGGCGUUUUGGAGGUGGAUCUGACCAUCCACAAAUUGGGCAUGGACAACACAACCUGGCGAAUCAUCGGUCCUCCCAUGGAGCCUCAUCCCUUCUUGCGGAGAAGCACGCCAUCGCAAAUCGUCGCUUUGGGCACGGAUCUGACCAUGCACAUAGUGGGCAUGGACAGCAAGAUAUGGCAAAUCAUCGGUCCUCUCAUGGAACCUCCUCCCUUCUAGAGGGAAAACAAGCAAUUGCAAAUCGUCGCUUUGGAGGUGGAUCUGACCAUGCACAAAGACCGUCUAGUAGGCAUGGACAGCAAGACACUUUGAAUCAUCGAUCCUCCCACGGAACUUCCUCCCUCCUUGCUGAGAAGCAAGCCAUUGCAAACCGCCGCUUUGGGGAUGGAUCGGACCACUCACACAUUGGGCAUGGGCAUCAAGACACUUUGAAUCAUCGGUCCUCCCAUGGCACUUCCUCCCGUCUUGCGGAAAAACAAGCAAUUGCUAAUCGUCGUUUUGGGAAUGGAUCUGAUCACUCACAUAGUGGGCAUGAACAACACGACACAUUGAACCAUCGGUCCUCCCACGCAACCUCCUCCCUUCUGGAGGAAAAACAAGCAAUUGCCAAUCGCCGCUUCUCACACAGUGGGCAUCAACGGCAAGACAGUUUGAACCAUCGGUCGUCCCAUGGAACCUCCUCCAUUCUGGAUGAAAAACAAGCCAUUGCCAAUCGUCGACCCUCCAACCACAACAGUGGAAGCUCUACCAUUGUGUCUUGCCCUAGGAGGGAAACUCCUUCCAGAUCCAAAUCGGGCGCGUCGGGUGUGAACCGAGCUAAAACCCGGUUUACUGUGCCUGGACGCAGCAAGAGCUCCGAUGGUACCUUCGGUAUGUUUGGACUAAGAAGGGGCAAAAAGAAGCCGAGCACAACUGUUGUCAACCAAACCGUAUCCCGGUUCAGCGUGCCUCGGCGCAACAAGACAUCCGAUGGCGCCUUGGGUACGUUUGGGCUAAGAAGGGGCAAAAAGAAUCGUACCGGUAGCGCCAAGCUGGAAAGCCAAGCCGUUGCUGAUCGUUUCUCGGGAGAUGGAUCUGAAUCCCACGGAAGCUCAAACAUUCUGGAGGAAAAGCAAGCCAUUGCUAAUCGUGGGUCCUCCCACAUCUCCCGUCGGUCCUCCCGCGUCUCUGAUGCGAGUUCCAACAUUCUUGAGGAAAAGGAGGCAAUUGCAAACCGUCGACUCGGAAAUGGAUCCAAUCGCUCGCACUAUUCUGAUGAGCACGAACAACAAUCAAUUCGUUCUGGUCCCGAGGAACAGCAAAAGAACGGUGGAGCAAAAGGGGAAAAACAGCUCACGGAUUUGGAGGCUCAACAAGAAAUGGCAGUUUUGGCUUCGAUGGAACAGCUGCGAAAGGACAGUCCAACAAACGUAAGCAAACAGCGCACGGAUUUGGAGGCUCAACAAGAUGCAGCAGUUUUAGCUUCCAUGUCCAAGGACAGUCCAAGAAACGGCAGCAAACAGCGCACGGAUUUGGAGGCUCAACAAGAUGCAACAGUUUUAGCUUCCAUGUCCAAGGACAGUCCAAGAAACGGCAGCAAACAGCGCACGGAUUUGGAGGCCCAACAAGAUGCAGCAGUUUUGGCUUCCAUGGGAAAGAACAGUCCAACAACAAAUGGAGGCAAACAGCGCUCGGAUUUGGAGGCCCAACAAGAUGCGGCAGUUUUGGCUUCUAUGGGAAAGGACAGCAAUGGUGAUUCUGAUCCUAACAGCAGAUUCAGAGCUCGCGCUCUUCCCAGAAACGAGGUUAUUGACUCUCGAAACAUGAUGGACGCCGUCGACCUGGUCGGAGCAUUCCCUGUUCCCUUGCCCGCGCUCAAUCGCGGACGACCCAUUUCACCACAAAUUGAGAGUCGUCCGGGCGCCUUUGGUUUCGGCGGAACAAUGGGCUCUUGGGAGAGUUUGCACGUUCCUUCCUUUUCCGCCAUAGGCAAUCAUCCGACGGGAAACAGCUUCAUGUCUAUCAGCUCCAGUACCUUUGCCAGUCAAAACAACAUUACUGCCAGUCCUCCUCGACCACACACGGUGCGCGUCGUCAGUGACAGUCAACUGGUUCAUGCCAUGCCUAUCGAAGAAGACGAACUUGAAGCCGAACCAGAGGUAUUUGGCCAUGCACGGGAAAUGGAUCCUGACGCACAGAAAGCUAAACAAGAUCAGUACCGCAAAAUCGGUAUCUUCCUCCUCGUCAUUGCCAUUCUGGCCAUCAUCUUUGGGUUGGCUUUUGGAAUUGGAAGCGGCACGGCGUCUACUGGCGAUUGGAUAGAGGACAAUACCUAUGAAGGACUUUGGAGAGAUGAUCAGUGCAAUGGCAGAGGCGAUGUCCGCACAAUCCAUCUGAAUUUUUUGAACCUGGGCGACAAGGGUACACCCCAUUUGCCACGAGAAAUCGCGCUGCUGACAUCGCUGGAAAACCUGGAUCUAACGUUCAAUUUCAUUCGCAACAAUCUACAAGACAUGGUGCCAACCGAAGUGGCACAAAUGACGUCCCUAAACAUACUGCAUUUGGGUUUCAACCAAUUAACUGGAACCCUCCCAUCUUGGAUUGGCUCGAUGAGCAAUCUUGUUCGCUUUGAUAUACUUGUCAACAAACUGACAGGCCAGCUGCCAACUGAAAUGGGAAACAUGGAACGCUUGACGGACGUGGCUCUGGAUGGCAACGCUUUCACCGGAUUCAUCCCCACCGAAUUAGGUCGCUUGGAGUUGAGAAAUCUGAGAAUGGCCGGCACCGACUUUGAAGGUCAAAUCCCGUCCGAGCUUGGGAGACUCUCGAGGCUAGAGGUAAUCUCUAUGCUUCGAUGCAAUGGCAUUACUGGCCCUAUCCCCUCGGAGUUGGGUUCUGCCACAAAUCUUGAGGCUUUGCUGAUGGAUGGCAUGAAAUUGUCAGGCUCGUUGCCUCUGGAAUUUAGCAGGCUGACGAAUUUGGGAAGGUUGCAUAUCCGCGGCAAUGCCAUUACUGGAGCGCUCCCACCACUGAACUUGCAAUUUCUGACUGAGUUGCUGUUGGAUUCCAACGAGUUUGAAGGGCCGAUCCCAUCCGAGCUGGGAUUGAUGAGUUCGCUAGGGAAGCUAUCUCUGACACGCAAUGCUUUCACAGGCCCCAUCCCGCAUCAGCUCGGUAUGCUUGGCAGCCUUAGGGAGCUCAAAUUGGCGGACAAUAUUUUGACGAGCGUCCUUCCAUCGCAAUUGGGUAUGCUGACAAACCUCCAAACCUUGAAUAUCUCCAACAACCCAUUCCUGAGUGGAUCCAUCCCCGUUGAGUUUGCCACCCUUGCGACGUCGAACCAGUUGACCACUGUCGAUCUACGAGGCAGCGAGAGCAUCGGGGGCAUCAUUCCAGAAGAUCUGUGUUACCUACAAGAUCCCAGCUGCACGUUCAUGGUGUCUUCCAAAGAGCCUCCAGCUCGUUGCACACUGAGCUUUGACUGCCUGGGCUCUGGUUCCCCCCUCUGUGGUUGCAACUGUGGCUGCACUAACCCUAGCUAG
Seminavis robusta is the source of this 4383-nucleotide messenger RNA. The record is from the annotation of a GenBank genome assembly. Lineage: Eukaryota; Bacillariophyta; Bacillariophyceae; Naviculales; Naviculaceae.